Molecule: messenger RNA, 2279 nt
Organism: Pygocentrus nattereri (red-bellied piranha)
Lineage: Eukaryota; Metazoa; Chordata; Actinopteri; Characiformes; Serrasalmidae
Gene: scn3b
Product: sodium channel, voltage-gated, type III, beta
Exons: 7
Coding region: 344-1015 (223 amino acids)
Biological process (GO): regulation of heart rate by cardiac conduction; sodium ion transport; ventricular cardiac muscle cell action potential
Cellular component (GO): voltage-gated sodium channel complex
Molecular function (GO): sodium channel regulator activity
Source: RefSeq, a predicted model, not a curated record
AGAGAGAGAGAGAGAGAGAGAGAAAGGGCGGCGGUGAGGAGAAGAAUCGCUUUUGCUUUACAAACGGGUGGAAAGGAAACUCCUACUGACUGUUUUUUUCUCACCGUUCGUGAUUGUAUUCGAGUCCGUUGAGUUUGGAGGCGUUUUGUCCGUUUUUCUGAGGAUUUUUUUUCUGUGAGGAAAUCUCUGGAAUCCACAGGUCUUCGUGUUUCAGUUCCUUCGUCUAAACGAGCGGCGCUACCAUGAAGGAAAAGAGUGGGUUGGUAGGAGAAGGUCUGGAUGCAGACUAGUCCGUCCACCGAGGGAGACACCCAGGCCAGGACGCCGCCUUCCCUUUACAAGCAUGAUAACUCCAAUGAGGUCUCUGCUGCGUAUUCUUUCACUUCUGAUACUUGCUGUGCAAGAAUGUAGAACAGUGUGUGUGGAUCCGAAUGCACAGGCACACAAUGAAAUCCAAUCAGAGGCAGUGGUGGGGAACCCCAUGAAGCUCACAUGCAUCUCAUGCAUGAAGAGAGAGGAGAUUGAGGCUGUGACCAGAGUCAACUGGUAUUACAAGCCUAAAGACAGUAGGGAUUUCCGCCAGCAUAUCUUCCUGUAUGAUAGCAGGCCGCAGGAUCUGGAGGGGCCGUGGAAAGGGCGUCUGAUGUGGAACGGCAGCAAAGACAUGCAGGAUGUCUCCAUCAGCAUCACCAACGUCACAAUGAACGACACUGGCUCAUACGAGUGUGUGGUACAUCGCACAUUUUACUUCAACCUCUAUACCCCUACCUUUAGUAUCAACAUCACAAUCAACCUGGUGGUAAGAGAGACCGAGAUUAGGGACUCCACAGCAGUGUACUCAGAGAUCAUGAUGUACGUGUUGCUGGUGUUCCUCACCUUCUGGCUUCUGGUUGAAAUGAUCUACUGCUACAGAAAGAUCUCCAAAUCAGACGAGCAAGCACAGGACACCGCGACAGACUACCUAGCCAUUCCUUCUGAAAAUAAAGAGAACCCGGGUCCCGCAGUAACGGAAUAAAAGUGGUUGUCUCACACACACGAUACGGUACUGAUGAUUGGUCCUGGCGACUGGGUUGAAAAGAGGGCGAGAGCUGAUCUUUGCAGGCAUGCUGGCGGUGUGAGAGCUGCCCUGAGAUAACACAAAACCUGCCGAAACAAAUCCCUGUGGUCUUUUUCAUGAAGCAAAUUCUCCACUGCAUCAUUACCCUCCUCUGUCCCUGUCUUUCUCUCACUCCCUCUUUCUCAGUGAAGAGUUACACACUAUUAACCGCAGAGCGAAACGAGGUCUUGUUCGUGUUUCCUCAAUUUUUUGCCUUAGAGGAGAUUACAACAUCCGGAACGGCAAUCAGAACUAAAAAGCUAACGUGCUGCCUAUUGACGAGAAACGUACUUGCCUGAUUUUGAUAUUCAUCAUAAUCUUCAGCAUACCCAAAAAAGCCUUCCACUUUCUUUGAUAUACUCUGCUGUUACCAUUUUGAUAGAACAAAAGUCUCUUUUAUAAAAAAUAAAAAAAAAAGACUUCCACAUCCUAGCUUAUUAUACUCCGCUUAUACAGUAUCCUAUACACGACUUUAUGCUUUCAUGUGUGAAUGAAGCUGAAUAUUGUUUACAUCCCAAUUGUCGUUCACUGCCAGGAACUUGCGUCUUCGAGUUUCUCAGCCACUUCACCGUGAGCUUUUAGAGUUGAGUUUGUGUACAUGUGAAAAGCCAGUGAUUUUUUUCCCUUUUCCAUUAGAGCCUCUAUAUCAGCGGUGGUAAUGUGUACUGUAACCAUGUUGAAGUCCCUGACUGGUAUUGCUCAUUGCUCUGUAAUGCUCUUUGGUGACUUUAUACUCACUACUACUGUUACAGGUACUGUGGACAAGUUGUGUUCUGUGAUUUGCCUCAAUUUACACUAUAAGCAGCUGUUGUUCACAUGCCGAAUAGACUGUUUCUCAAGCUAUACACUAUCUGCAUUAACUGUUCACAGACUCUUUGUACAUGAAUAGGAACACAAUCAAAUGUGACUGGGUGGAUCACGCAAGGUAAAAACUUGACUUGUGAAUGCACACAGUUGAUAUCUACUUUUACUGUUAUUAUAGUGUGCAAUAACUGCUUAAUAUUUUGUUUUCUUUCCUCUGGAACUGUUGCCUUUUGCACCGUUUUAUAAGAAGCUGCCACUACCGAAAGACAAAUGUGACUUGUUUUCAUGCCCUGUCCAAAAGGAGCUGUAUAACUCUUGUGAAAGCUUGUCAUCUGACAUUAAAGCAAAGCCGUAUAUUCUACAGGCUCUUGGUUCUUCA